Messenger RNA from Xenopus tropicalis (tropical clawed frog), 2192 nucleotides. RefSeq names its product X-linked inhibitor of apoptosis (gene xiap). The coding region runs from base 24 to 1583 and encodes 519 amino acids. The transcript is spliced from 7 exons. The record is from RefSeq and is a predicted model, not a curated record. Gene Ontology annotation, biological process: negative regulation of apoptotic process. Gene Ontology annotation, molecular function: ubiquitin protein ligase activity; metal ion binding; enzyme regulator activity. Gene Ontology annotation, cellular component: cytoplasm. Lineage: Eukaryota; Metazoa; Chordata; Amphibia; Anura; Pipidae.
UAUUGUGAAAUAGGGCUUGUUACAUGGUUUGCACUUCCGGUUGGAGGGUUGCGCUUCCUGUUCCUCCUGCAUUGAGGAAGACGUCCUUACCAGGGUUCCAGCUGCACUUGCUGCUAGCAUCUGAAUUUGUUCUUAAAGAGGAAAUGACAUGCCAGUGUCCGAAGAUGUCAGACGGUGCUUAUGAUAUGGAUGUGGACCAGAAUUAUUUUGAAGAGGAAGUCAGACUGGCGUCCUUUGCUAACUUCCCAAGUAGCUACCCGGUCUCUGCUCCAGCACUAGCGCGGGCCGGCUUCUAUUACACUGGAGAUGGAGAUCGAGUCAAGUGUUUUAGCUGCCUGGCUAUGGUUGAAGGCUGGCAGCAUGGAGACACGGCAAUUGGCAAGCACCGGAAAAUAUCCCCAAACUGUAAAUUUAUUAAUGGCUUUAAUAACUUACGAAGUGAUUGUAUCCAAACUCAAGUGCCUAUCAUGCAGAAUGGUUUUCAGAAUUCCGCUGAAGACUUGGCUGAGAGAUCUAGUUCUGAGAUUAUGGCAGACUACUUGCUAAGGACUGGAAGAGUUGUCGAUAUGUCAACACCAAAAUAUCCCAGGCAUAUGGAAAUGUGUAGUGAGGAAGCCCGACUGCAAACGUUUCAAAACUGGCCAGCCUAUUCCCCCUUAACACCAAAAGAGCUAGCCAAUGCAGGUCUUUUUUAUACAGGCAUCAACGACCAAGUCAAAUGCUUUUGCUGUGGUGGAAAACUAAUGAACUGGGAACCUAGUGACAAAGCGUGGACAGAACACAAAAAACAUUUUCCUGAAUGCUACUUUGUUUUGGGCCGUGAUGUUGGCAAUGUAGCUACCGAAGCCAAUACACAUGGUGGUAGGAGAAGAGGUUCUGAGUUGGCCUGCCCAGCCAUGAACGACUACAAUGCUCGUCUUGAGACCUUUUCAUCAUGGUCAUUUCCAAUUGACAAGGAAACACUCGCUAAAGCUGGAUUCUAUAGUAUAGGUGACGGAGAUGCCACAAAGUGCUUUCAUUGUGGGGGAGUGUUAAAUUGUUGGUCGGCAACAGAUGAUCCUUGGGAAGAGCAUGCCAAGGCAUAUCCUGGAUGCAAGUUCCUGAUUGAUGAAAAGGGACAGCACUUUAUAAAUCAUGCCCAGUUAAAGAGACCCAUUCUACACAAGGCAAACUCUGCAGACGCAUCACCUGCAUUACCCAAAGACAGCAAUUUAUUGAAGAGCCCAUUGGUGACCAAUGCCCAGCAAAUGGGAUUUCCUCUUGAAGAAAUAAAGAAAGUUAUGGGGCAGAAGCUGAAGACCACAGGGAAAAAUUAUACAUGUGUGGAAGAAUUUGUCUCUGACUUGUGUGCUCAGAAAGAAACAGUUUUAGAGAAGCCCAAGGAAAUUGAGAUCAGCCUUGAAGAGAAACUGAGGCAACUAGAGGAGGAGAAGAUCUGCAAAGUUUGUAUGGACAGGCGGAUCUCCAUUGUUUUCAUACCCUGCGGCCACCUUGUGGCCUGUGCUGUAUGUGCAGAUGUGCUUGAUAAAUGUCCAAUCUGUUGCACUAUUGUAGAAAGAAGACAGAAAAUUUUUAUGUCAUAGCCUCACAUGCCAAAGCUCAGUUGGCGUUUAAGAAGAGGGGCACGUUUAAUUAAACAAAUCACAAUACUAAUUGUAAUGCAUGGACUGCAGAGGGGCAUGGCCAGAUAUUAAACAUAUUGACACUUCGUAAUGAGUCUCUGAAUCCUGAGGCAAAAUCUUUUAUUCAUUGUUGCUGAAAUGUUUUCAUAACAGUAGAAUAUAUUUUAUUGUUGAUUGAAUAGAGCUGAAGGUUAUAAGAUAUUGGAUCAAAAUUUCUGUUAAAAGAAAAAUUAUGUUGUAGAUAUAAAGAGAGGAGUGUAUCUUCCAUUUAUGUUCUCUCAAACAGCCAUUACAAUAAGAGGACACAGAAUGUUAUUUUCUAAAUAUUUGCAUUUAUUAAUGUCAGUGGGAGUUCCAUAUUGCUUGCAACAGCAUUUAGUUUUAUAAUGAAUAAAUGGUGCUGUAGCCAUAGUUGGAGAAUACUUCUGCCUAGACAAACAGUAUGGCUGCUUCAAGUUCUCCGUAAAAAGGCAUAUACACAGAGAGGGAAUACAUUGUGCCCACGUUUAGUAGCAUUGUCACUAUUUUCUCAUUGAGAAUAAAUGGAAGAAAAUCUCAAGUUCCUUGAAA